This is a messenger RNA of Paramuricea clavata, 1428 nucleotides long. The record is from the annotation of a GenBank genome assembly. NCBI's taxonomy places the organism in Eukaryota, Metazoa, Cnidaria, Anthozoa, Malacalcyonacea, Plexauridae.
AUGGCAAGUGAGGAGUCAGACUCUGAUUUAAAUGUUGAAGUGUACGACCCAGAGGACAAUGUAAAUGUUUAUGGGUCCCCGGUGGCUGUGGAAAACGAAUAUCUGAAAGGCACGCCUGACAAUGUAGCUGUUGUGUCUGCUAGUCCAUCUGGAAAUCAUGCAAAUCGCACUCAAGUAAGUUUAAUUUACCGCUGUUUUUUAAAAUAGCUUCACAGAAAAAGACCAUAACGACGUUUUCUUUUCAGUUCUGUAGUUGCAAAAACACAUGUUCGAGAGGCAGCGGCCGUAAGAAGCGCGGAUGCCCUUGUAGAGAUGAAGGACUACGUUACAUAGAGCAAUGCACUUGUGGCACAAAAAAGACAUCAUGUAAGAAUAGGAUUUGUGUUGCUACAACUUCUGAAGCAAACAAUGCCGGGCGAAACACGUUUGAACAUCACCAACUUGCUCUGGAGGAAGCACGACAACAAAUUACGGUACAGACAUGAAUUGUUUUGCCAAUGUUUUGUGACCAUGUCUUCUUUGCUUUUGUCCAAAUACACAUUUGAACAAGAACAGUCUGCCGUAUAUGUUUUUACUAGUUAAAGAGAAAGAUCAUUAUACCCUUGUUUUCACUCCAAAUAUAAUGGAAAGCAAAUAUCCUGCAUUUUGGCCUUCAUUUGAGUGUGUUAACAACGUUUGCCCUAGUACUAAGGUCUUUCCAUAGCUUUACUUCUAGCUACUAAUUCCAUGCAGGAUAAACAUGCUCAGGACUAUGCAAAACGGAGAGGGGGGUUGACAGAGAAACCUAAAUUUAUGGUUUUUAGAAUGUCAGUGUUAAUUAUACUUUGGAUAUUUGGGGCUUUUUUGACGUGGUAGGCCAAUACUGCCCCCUGGUGGAAAAAAUCAUGUGUAUGGCUCUGAACAUGCUGUACAAUACUGUUGAACUGGCAUAGAUUAAGAACAACAAUGUCAGUGUAUUUUCAUUUUAUUUCGCAUCAAUUUAUAAUUAUUUGAAUUUCAAAUUUCAAGUCCCCCUAAUUUAAAUUAAACAACUUAUUCAGCAUUGCAAUAUGCCAUUGGCCCCACACACACAUCCUGUUCUGUAAAAUUGUUUUAGGACAACUAUUUUUUACAAUUACUUGAUUUGUUUAGAAAUUUCUUGGCACACUAAAUGAGGGCCAAAAAGAUUCUAUUUUGUUGGAAUUGCUCACCAAUGGCAAAGGAAGCUUGGACUAUGCCAAGAAUAUUGUUCAAUUUGGCAUGCCCCCUCCUGAUUUUCCUUCAUCAAAACCCUCAUGGUGUACAUGUGGGGUAUGCCGACCAAUGGCCAGCGAAGAGGAAAACAAAUGUUGUGGGAAAAUUCGAUGUGUAACAUCUUUCAUAACAUUUGAAAAUUUUGCACUGAUCGAGAUGUCCUUAUCAUGGAAAUCCGGGGAAGAUGUGACAUAA